AUGUCUAUCACUACCGUCCAAGAACUUACCCUGGAAAUUGAUCAACUGCUAGAACAAUACCUUCACCUCCUUGAUCAAUACACUUCACUACGAUCUGAGCUUUCUUCAUUAUCUUCAUCCAUGCACAUCAACCUCUCGCGAGCAAACUUCACGCCGCAAAAUGGAAUUCGUUAUGAUACCUCAUUCUUUGAUGAUCGUGUUCAAGCACAAAGGUUAUGCAAUGUAACGGUCCCCGAAAACGCCUCGAAUACACAAUCGGCACAGUCUACCCCUCCUCUGUUCGUCAUUAACGAAACAUUUUCUUCCGAAUCGGAGCCGGAUCUUUCAAACAAAGAUAUAAACGGCGAUGACACGAAAACCGUUUUUAAAAAGGAUCCACUAAGGAUGUUUGGACUUUUCACCCCACAGGCUUUAAAAGAUACAAAAGGAAAUAGUAUCAAGAUAAUGGAUAUUAUACCAAAAUUAGUCACUACGGAGAAAGCCAUGCAGGAUCUCGAAAUUCGCAUAAGGAGAACCAGGAAAUAUCGAGGCAAGGCAGAAAUUGAGGCCAAGAAGAAUUUACAAGCUGAGGCUCACUGCGAGACCAUCAUAUCUGCCUGA
Sclerotinia borealis F-4128 is the source of this 600-nucleotide messenger RNA. Lineage: Eukaryota; Fungi; Ascomycota; Leotiomycetes; Helotiales; Sclerotiniaceae. The record is from the annotation of a GenBank genome assembly.